This is a messenger RNA of Carassius carassius (crucian carp), 3401 nucleotides long. It is a transcript of the gene prrt4b, whose product is annotated as proline rich transmembrane protein 4b. The coding region runs from base 28 to 2391 and encodes 787 amino acids. Lineage: Eukaryota; Metazoa; Chordata; Actinopteri; Cypriniformes; Cyprinidae. The record is from RefSeq and is a predicted model, not a curated record. The transcript has 3 exons.
ACACAUUUUAUCACACCAGCAGGCCCUAUGCCAAAAGUAUCUACUGAACCUUUGAGCACUGUCAGCACUGGCCAAACCACAUUGGGGAUAACAAACAUAGCCUCGAAACCAGAUCGGACACCUUUUAUAAGCACGGACAAGGCUCUGGAUGGAUUUACGUGGUUAAAGCAGACAGCAGGACCGUCAGAAUUUGGAGGAGUGCGAAGUUUUGGCCCAGAUCCUACUCCCACCCUGCCAGCAGGGGGCUUUGCAUGGAUGAAAGGUGUAAAGGAAAUGGGGAAGAGUGCUGAUCUGACAACACGAGAGAGAUACGCUGAGCUGACAACAUCGGCUAGCGCGCCGACUCUCAGGAACACAGAAAUGCCCACUACUACAUCUGAGGACUGGCUGACAGACCUUUCCCAAGAAUCUGCACUCCCUGACUGCAAUGCGGAACGUUCUGGAAUCUGUGGUUCUUCUGACACUUGGCCCACCACCACUGUCCUGAGCAACAGCAGCAAAAAUUACAGUACAACCACCCCCUCCACCAACCUCUCUCAAAGUCCCAACCCAUUUCCAGUCCCACCUAUGUUUGUGGCACUGAAUUCUGAUUGGAACAAUGCCCUGGCAACAUGGGGUUCAGCGUGGGAAGCACACAUCUAUGGCCUGGGCACUGUGUUCUGUCUAGUCGCUUUGGCCUCCACCCUAAACCUUCUGUGCCUGCCCCUACAGUAUCCAUCAGGCUGUGGCUACUUUGCUCUGGUUAGUCUCUGCCUGGUGGCCACUGGCUGCACUAGGGCCUUUGCCCUAAUGUAUGAUGCAUAUGGAUACCAGGACCACAUGGCAUCAACAGAGGCUUCACUGUUACUUUACGAGGCACCAUUUCCCUGCAUGACUGCCGCCUUUGGUCUAGCUUUCCUGCUCCUGUCAAUGCGCUCUCAAAUGCAGCUGUCCUAUUCCGCCUUUCAGAGACCUUGUUUCCUGGCCUGCUUGGUGCUUCUGCACUUUACUGCUGCCUUUGGCCCUGUUGCAUUACUCCAUGUUGACCAGCAGGUCUACCUGUUUCUGUCCUUAAUCUCUCGAGGUGCCUUUGUGGCUCUGGCAACUUUCCUAUCAGCUGCAUAUUUUGUGUUCUACUGCUAUGUUCGUGCUGACUCCAAGCAUAUUUAUCAUCUGAACAACACAUCACCAACACCAGCCGAACGUUACAACCGUUGCCCCUUUGCAGAAAGCAGAGAUUGGAACCGGGCAGCAGCCGCAGUGCUUCUCUGUGCUGUCUUUUCUCUGGCUUGUGCAGGGUUGCAACUCUAUGCCAUGCUGCAUGCUCUCGGAAUUGCUGGAAGCGCUGAGUCCUUUCGGCCUUGGCCGUGGUGGAUUUUCCAGUUCAGCUGCCGAGUUUGUGAAGCAGUGAUUUGCCUCACACUGGUUCUGGUAGUUGCUCAACCAGUUUACUGCUCUGAUCACCUUCCCCAGGCAGGCAGUUGCUGGACAGAACUCCUUGCAGUAAAGUCACCUAUCAUUCCAGGGAGCUACCAGUGGACUUUGUCUCAUCAGGAGAAGCUGGCCAUCUGUGAUCCAAUUGGGCAUGGAGAGUCAGAGUGCCUACCUUUGUACACAUUGGUGGAUGACCGUCUCGGCAGCUUGAAUGGCCUUGACCUUUUAUACCACAGCAACCGGGCAUUGGCCUAUCGUGACCUUGACCUGGACUUGCCCAACACUCAAGCCAACACUGGUGCCCCUUCUGUGGGUUCAUCCUGUACCAGCGACUCCACAGCCGACCUGCGCCCUCCUUCACCCAUAAAUCUGCGUCGAAGCAUUGAUGAAGCACUGUUUAGUGAAUCUCUAUUUCCCAUGAGUCUCUUCAGCCCCUUACGGCCCUUCACUUCUAGUGACCGCUCGCUGAAUGGUAGAGAGACCGACUCCAGCGGUGCCCAAACCCUGAGAGACACUCUUACUCUUGAUCCAGGCCUAUACCGAACAUCUUCAUAUGUGGAAGUGCUACCCCAAGUUCUCCUUGCUUCUCAAGCCCAACCAGAUGGUCCAUCAUUAGGUUUUCCUCCAUCCCCAUCACCCUCACUGUCAUCUUCUACUCGCUGCUCAUCUCCUGAGCGCUGGAGAGGCAGCUCCAGCGCCUGUUCCCUCUACAGACAGUCUCUGGGUGGCUCUUCUUUGGUUUUGUGCUCUAGUCCGGAAGGACACCAUCCACCACCCUCUACCCUCAGUGGGGGUUCCAGCCACACUGCCAGCUCUGGUCACCAAAGGGGAAGCGCACAGAGACCCUACAGAACAUUAAAGUCAGAGGAGAGUAUGGAACAGCAGUCAAAGUUUGACCAUUCUGUCCAAGAAGAUUUUAUCAGUGUGUGCAGACAGAUCGAUGCUCUGAGCAUCUGCAGUGAGACUAUUGACCUCUAGGGGAGACCUCUACUUUCAACAAAACAAAACUAAAUGAUGUAAUUUGAAGAAACCAAAAGAGUUUCAGAGAUAUGAUUAACAGAUAAUGGACAAAUCAGGUGAUAUGGUGCGUCUGUUUGCCAGCAUGUCAAAACAUUUGCUCUGUGUAGACACAGGUAAAUGUUUCGUGGACUAGAACUGUGCCAAAUGAUUCAUUUUGUAAGGGUUGGUUUGUUUCUGUCAGGUAAGUUCUCCAAAGAGACGGAUUCUGAAGUCAAUAUCCUUGUAAAGGUUUAAGAUGUGCUACCAAUUGCCAGAAGCUUAGGCAGAUUUUGUACAAAGGUUCUUUGAUGAUUGAUAAAUUUGUAAUUGUAAAACAUUUGUUUGAAAAUUUCUAUGAUGCUUAACAGUUGACUUUUGUAUGAAUUUUAACAAAAUCCCUUUUUGGUCUAUAUGAUUAAUACUGUGAGAGUGCGAACUACUGAUAACCAUACUAGGCAAUCUAGCAUCAGGAAAAAGUUUCAAAUUAAAUACAGUAUAACCUGCCAAUCCAAUUUUGUAAACCUUUAGAAAUGUUCAUUGUGCUUCUGGUCUUCAGUUGCAGAGUUAACUUCAAGUCCCUGUAGUUUUUGCAACAGUGCAUUAUGUUGAAGGGCCUAAAUGUUUUAUCAACUGAGAGGGAGCUGAGAAGAUUAGAGAAGGAUCCAAGUAUUCUUACAGCACACUCUGCUGAUAGCUACAGUUCAGUUGCUCUGUAGCACUUAACGGACUGAACUAUAGCCUUACAUUUUUUCUUUUAAUAGUGUAUAUUUGAUAUAAACUACAAUUAAUCAUAUAUGUAUCCGCCAGGUCUUAUGUCAUGUCUUCAAAAACGCUAUACACUGUUACUUAAUACAUAUUCAAAAGAAGAAAAAAAUAAUUUGUAUAUUUUAUAGCGUGCAUGUUCUGAAAACGUGUGAGAAACUGCUGAUGCAUCUAUUGUUUGUCAUUAGAGGCUGUUGGAGAUUUCCAAUAAAUAUACUGAAAACUGA